AUGUCAUAUUAAUUUGGGAUCAAUCAAUUAUAGAGCACAACAGUUCCAAAUGCAAAGUAUAAAACUAUCCUCUGUAGACACUAUUAAGCAACCAAAUAAUGUGCCAUUGGUUCGAAAUGCUAAUUUGCUCAUGGGAUAGAAGAAUAAAGGCAAAUGAAUGAUCCCUUGCCUGCUUCAGCACUUUCAUCAAUCACUACUGCACCCUAAUCAACAACAAUUGAACAACAAUAAAAAAAUUAAUCACCUCUGUUUAAAAUACCUUGUAAAUAUCAUCAAACUCAACUUUUGUAAGAAUGGGGCAGGUUGCCAAUACAUUCUGAUGUACAAAUCUAAACAACGUAGUAAUAACAGCAACAGUAAUAAUAAUAAUAAAUCUAAUUAUUAUAACAAUAACAAUAAUAAUAACAAUAAUAACAACAAUAACAAUAAUAAUAACAAUAACAAUAAUAGCAAUAAUAACAAUAGCAAUAACUACUUUAAACCUAAUAGUCCAUGGAUCCUAUGGCUAUCACCUUAACAUAUAUCUUAAUGGAAAUGUAGUCAAUUUUCACUUAGGAAGAUUUACUAUAAAAGAUAAGGUAUGCUAUUGAAUUAGUGAGAUAAGGAAAUUUGGUAUCAGCCUGUGAUUAGAUUAGAGCCAUAAUUAACUCAUAAGACAGAACUGCAGAUGAAAUUCAAUAAUAUACAUUGUUAUAUAAUUAAUCAGUAGCAUAUUACAAAUAACUAUAAUAACAAUGA
Molecule: messenger RNA, 738 nt
Organism: Paramecium tetraurelia
Lineage: Eukaryota; Ciliophora; Oligohymenophorea; Peniculida; Parameciidae
Exons: 6
Molecular function (GO): metal ion binding; mRNA binding
Source: RefSeq, a predicted model, not a curated record